Molecule: messenger RNA, 2154 nt
Organism: Punica granatum (pomegranate)
Lineage: Eukaryota; Viridiplantae; Streptophyta; Magnoliopsida; Myrtales; Lythraceae
Source: RefSeq, a predicted model, not a curated record
AUGACUCGUCUAGUUGAGCAGCAAGCGCAGUUAAUCGAGCAACAGACGGCUUUCUUCCAGAGGCAAACAGCACAACCGGGUACGUCUACAUCUCAGAUGGAGCUACAAUUGACGCCAUAUGAAAGGUUCAGGAAGUAUGGUCCAUCUAAUAUUUCGGGAAGUGCUGAUCCCAUAGAAGCGGAGAAUUGGAUAACUGGAAUGGAGAGGAUUUUCUCAAUCAUGGAAGUUUCAGACACCCAACGUGUGGCACUUGCGUCUUUUAUGCUAGAAGGGGAUGCUCAGUACUGGUGGGAGGCCACCCAGAGGCGACUAGACCCGAACUCCUUACAUGCUAUCACUUGGUUUGAGUUCACACAAGCAUUUUAUAACAAGUACUUUCCAGCCUCUUUUCGGCGUACCAAGGAGCGGGAAUUUUUGAAUUUGAAGCAGGGGGAACUUGGUGUAGCUGAAUAUGAAUUGAAAUUUACCAAGUUGUCACGUUUCGCCCCUACCUUGGUAAGUGAUGAGACCUCCAAAUGCAAUAGGUUCUUGGAUGGAUUGAAUCUCAACAUUAGGUCGCGCCUUUCAGUUUUGGAGAUCCCGACAUUUUCUGACCUAUAUAAUAAAGCUAUUAUCGCUGAAGAGGAUUUACGAGAGGAGGUGGUUCAGAGGGAACAAUGUAGUAAUCAGCCCAGUAGCUCGGGAUUAGCGAAAUCCUACCGACCACAAAAAUGUAGUGGAUUCACUCAGAGCUUAUUUGAGAGCAAGACAACUUCUCAAAGGGGUCCAUCGUCAUCUUAUCGUUCAGAAGGUGCAUUUAGUCAGACUGAACAGAAACGUGGUCGAGCUAAUAUCACAAGAAGCCAGAAUUGUCAGGUUUGUGGGCGUGUUCACUCUGGUGUUUGUCGUGUGCAAUCUGGAGAAUGUUAUUAUUGCGGACAACUUGGUCACUUAAGGAACAACUGUCAUGAGCUUCAGAGUAGAGUAGCAACUUGUUUUCGAUGUGGUAUGAGAGGACAUAUGGCACGAAAUUGUACGCAGCCCUUCCCAUCAGCAGUUAGCAGUUCUAGUGUGGGCAAUAGGCCAUCUCAAGUGAGAGGACGUGGACAGGUGAGCAGUAAUCAGAGUCUACAAAGUCGAGGGGGUGGAUCAAUGGGAAGCUCAGCGGGCCAGGCUAAUAGACCAAUGACGCAGGGUAGAGUGUUCACCUUAACCAAGCGAGAUGCAGAUGCUACUCCUACCGUAGUGACGGAUGAGCCUGAAUUCAAAUUUUAUGGAGAUCGGUUGAAUGUUCCAUUUGAGUUCGUAUCCUUCCUCAAGGCAAGAAAACAAUUGAAAAAGGAGUGUGAAGCAUACUUAGCACAUGUAGUUGCUACUGAAGUUGACUCACUGAAGCUUAGUGAAAUUCCAGUGGUCUACAAGUUUCUGGAUGUCUUUCCUGAUGAGUUACCUGGUUUUCCUCCUGAUAGAGAGAUUGAAUGUACUAUCGAGUUAGAGCUCGAUACUGCUCCGAUUUCUCACACACCGUAUCGUAUGGCCCCGUCAGAACUCAAGGAAUUGAAAGUCCAGCUGCAAGAAUUAUUAGAAAAGGGAUUUAUCAGGCCUAGUGUAUCUCCUUGGGGUGCUCUAGUUUUGUUUGUAAAGAAGAAGGAGGGUUCGCUCAGAUUGUGUAUAGAUUAUCGGCAGUUGAAUAGGGUCAUAGUGCGCAAUAAAUGUCCUUUGCCCCGAAUAGAUGACUUAUUUGAUCAGCUCCGAGGCACCACUGUCUUCUCGAAGAUUGACCUUAGAUCGGGAUACCACCAGUUGAGGAUAAAGGAUUCUGAUGUGCCCAAGACUGCAUUUCGCACUCAGCAUGGACAUUAUGAAUUUCUUAUGAUGCAUUUUGGGGAUGAGCAUGAAGAACAUCUUCGAGUCGUGUUGCAGAUUUUGAGGCAGAGAAAACUUUAUGCCAAGUCUGAUAAAUGCGAGUUUUUGUUAGAUCAAAUGGGAUUCCUCGGGCAUGUAACUUUAGGUGAUGGUGUAUCAGUGGAUCCUACGAAGAUUGAAGUUAUUUUGAAUUGGAGUCAUCCUACAAGUGUAACAAAUGUGAGGAGUUUUCCAGGAUUAGCUGGUUAUUAUCGAAGAUUUGUGGAAGGAUUUUUCCUUAUUGUUACUCUUCUGACUCGGUUAACAUGA